This is a messenger RNA of Brassica rapa (field mustard), 3806 nucleotides long. Its product is annotated as F-box protein At2g38590-like. The record is from RefSeq and is a predicted model, not a curated record. Lineage: Eukaryota; Viridiplantae; Streptophyta; Magnoliopsida; Brassicales; Brassicaceae.
AGUCUCGUCAACGGUUCCUAGAGAAUGUAUACAGAUGGGGGAGAGAGAACAUACCAGGAGGUGAAGAAUUUGAUUAAUUGAGCGACAGUGAAAGCUGUAACGUUGUCGUAGCCGUAGGUUCCUCCAUGGAGCUGAUGCUGGAUCUCUCAGGCUUCAAUGGCGCUGAUAGCUUCAGCUAGAGAAAGAAUGAGAAGAAGAAUAAGAUGAUGAGUAAUGAUCCCUGAGGCGACCAAUUCGCUUUCUGUAUCUAUUCAAACUCUAUCCAAUGGCGUCUACGUAGUUAGUAGAACGUUCAAUCUUGGGCCAGGAGUAUUUGGUUUUCGCAAAACACUCCCAAAUUUGCAUUCAUUGCUUGGUUGUCGUCUCUAGAUCGGCUAUCAACUCUGGAUAGGAUUGUGAAAUGGUGUCUUGGUAGUGAUACAACUUGUCUUCUAUGCAAAUCUGCUCCUGAAUCGAGGAAUCACUUGUUCUUUGAGUGCGCUUACUCAUCUAAGAUUUGGGAAUUCACUGUCAAAGGUAUAUUAUGCAACUCCUUCACAAAUGUUUGGUCUGAGAUCAUGCUACUUAUUGCUGAUGAGACCAGGGAGAAGUUGAGUCUUUUCUGUAUCAGAUAUGCAUUCCAAGCUGUUCUGUAUGCUGUUUGGCGUGAACGUAACAAGCUCAAACAUGGUGACAAACUUCUGCCGUUACCAGUGCUUAAAAGAAUGAUAGACAAGGGCAUCAGGAACAAAAUCAGUCUGUUAAGAAUGAAAGGGGUUUAGGGCAUGGAGAAGCUGAUGCAGUUUUGGUUUCAAACUAGAUUGUAAAUAGCUUUUUCAUUUUGAAAGGUUGUGAGUAAGUUUGGUAUUGCUCCUAGAGUAUAAAGGAUGCACUUAGUUGUAUGAAGACUUUUUUAUGAAUAAAUUUAACAUUCAUUCAAAAAAAAAAAAACGUUCAAUCUUCUUUGUCUUCGUUUUGUUUUUUUUUUUUCUCUUUGACCAACUUUUCUGGUCCACGAGGAAGGAAUAAAACUUUAUAGUAGUAUAAGAAAGUUUGGUUUAUUCAUGUUAACGAAUACGGUAAAGAAACAAAUUAAGCAAUUAUCUUAUACUUUUUUAAGAAAUCUGGCGUGAAUUGAUAAACUGCCUAACGCAUAGUUUCAUCAGAAUGAGCACACACUACAACACAAACAACUUCAUAACCAACGACCUAUAAAACUUUCGUUUAUUCAUAUUUUAUGGUCUCAAACGAACGUGGCUUGUUAAGAACGUUUGUGUUCAUCAGGACAAAAGUCUACCAGCCGUGUAAACUUAACGGAAAGAACGUAUGUUACAUUCGCUUCUCAAUCCCCUGGGUUUAUUGUGAAAACACAAAAAGUUGGUUGAUGUGGUUAAAGAAGGCGAGUCUAUGACAAUCGUACUGAUGAAUUACGAUUUGUAUCUCAUGAGGGUCGUUCUCCUGGACAAUGAAGAUCCAACCAUAGAGUGUAAAGGUAAACUUAAAAAACAAAUUAAGAUAUCUAAAGUUUUCCACUGUGACGGUUUAUUGUUAUGCGUCUUGGAAGAUGAUGAUGCCAAAGUUGUCGUUUGGAAUCCGUAUUGGGGUCAAACAAGGUCGGUCGAAUCUAGAUAUUCUCACCGUCCACAUGGAUGGGACAGGUUUACUUACACUCUAGGAUACGAGGAUAACAGCUCUAGUCGUAGCUACAAAUUCUUGAGGUUUAUAGAAAAGUAUGACAACGCACCUAGAAACCAGUUUUCACUGUAUGAGAUUUACGAUUUCGAAUCUAGUUCAUGGAAAACUCUUGAUGUAACUCCACACUGGCGUAUACUACUUGGUCAGCACGGCGUGUCUCUCAAGGGAAACACUUACUGGCCUCCUUCAGAAAGGAACAUGGAAGAAGACGUGCUUGACCAUCACGUAAUCUGUUUGCAAGCGAGAGUUUUGGUCCUCUUCUGCGCCUCCCAUUUGACGCUGGAGAUAAUGACUACAUGACUUUAUCGUGUGUUAGAGAAGAGAAGCUUGCGGUUUUACUUACGCACAACGAAUCAGGUCCGAUGGAGUUUGAGAUAUGGAUUACUACUAAGAUUGAGGCCGAAAAGGUGUUGUGGAGCAAGUUUCUUAAGAGUGGUGGAAACGGAUCUUUAUCCUUUGAUUACUUGUGAGAGUUUCUUUAUUGACGAGGAGAAGAAAGUCGCCAUGGGUUUUGAACAAGACUACUCCAAAACUUUCAACAUUGUUGGAGAGACUGGAUACUUAAAAAAACUGAAACUCGUAGAAGGUUAAGGCAGAGACACAUAGACUGUAGGGUAAAUGUGUGCUCUUAGACCAUGCGCAGCGGCGAACCUCUCAUUGGGGUUCAAAAAAUUAAUUUUUUUUUGUUUGAUUUAAAAAAAAUUAAAUAAAGUGACCAAUAGCAGGCCGUCAUGUGGCGUGGGGCCCGCUGAACAGUCACGAUCCGGGUUCACGCGGGAAAGGCGGGACGAGCCGAGGUCUUCGGUUUUUUUUCGUAAAACGUGCGACCCCCCCUGUGAACCCCCGCUGCGCAUGCCCUUAUGUUCCAGGCCUAGUGCAAAUCAAGCAACCUGCUUCAGGAAGUAAAAAGGAAAGAAGAAAGCGACUUAGAAAGCCAACUAUAUGAUCAAAACUUGUCGAGACUUGUUUCACUUGGAGAUGCUUAGUUUUUCAUUUGUGUAAUUCAUAUUAGUCCAUUUACUCUUAGCUAUUCUGUUGUAGCGUGUCUUUCUUAAAGACUUUUUUGUGCUGGUUUUCUCUUUUUUUAUUUGAUAAUCUCUUGUAUAUUAUUUGAGGAACAUUUUUAAGUUGUGAUUUAAGUUUUAGUUCUCAAAACCCAUAUAUAAAAAUGGACCUACAUUACUAGAAAAAAUAACAGAAGUGCCAUCGUGGACCAUCAUUUAUAAAUUUCAUAUGUAACAUGCUAAUUAUUCAUAUGGCAAUCUGAAUCCGAUUUUCAUUUAAAUCGGCUUAUUAAUAACAUAAUAUAUCAUUAUAUAUGGUAAUUGUAUCAAAAAUAUAUAUAAUCAUUUAAAGUUAAAAUUAUUCACUCAUAUGAUAAUGAUUUGAAUGGAAAGAAAGGAAGAUUAAAUAUAUAAUUUCUAUUGAAUUAUUGAUUUAUAUUACCAUGUCUUUUGUUUAUCAAAUUUAUCAUACAAAUUUGUAUCGUAUUAAUACUGAAAAUAUGUAAAUAUAUGUACGGUAAAGCAUGGUUUAUUUAAAAUUGUUACCCGUUAUUUGAUUUUUUGGUCAGCACCCCUUAUUUGUUAUUAGGCUUGAUUUAUUAAACAUAAAUCUUUUUAUAUAUCAUGGUUCGUGAGUUUUAAAACUAAUUAGGGGUGGGCGUUCGAGUAUCCAUUCGGGUUCGGUUUGGAUCUAUUCGGGUUUUUGGAAUUAAAAUUUUCAGCCCAAGUAGUUAUAAAUAUUUGUUCGGUUCGGAUCUUUGCGGGUUCAGCUUGGAUUCGGAUAACUCGUUUAAAUUAUUUUAAAAUUCAUUAUAUACUUCAAAAUUCUCAAAAUAUAAAAAAAAAAUAAUAUAUUACAUAUAAAUUUGAAUCAAGUAUGCCAAAAUAACUAAUUUUAAUGUAUAAAUUGGUUUGGAUUGAAUAUGUUGGAUAGAGAAUCAAUAGAUAUUUCAAGUAUUUUUUGUAUUUUAGGUAUUGUUUAGUUAAUUUAGACAUUAACUUUUGACUAUUUGUAUAUGUUUUGAAGUAUUUUAGACAACUUCAAAAUAUCUUAUAUAUUUUUGGAUAUUUUAAAAACUUUUAAAUCUAAAAAUAACUAUUAUAUUUAUUUAUAUAAAGAGAAUUUAA